Coccinella septempunctata (seven-spotted ladybird) is the source of this 509-nucleotide messenger RNA. RefSeq names its product NADH dehydrogenase [ubiquinone] 1 alpha subcomplex subunit 7-like. Gene Ontology annotation, biological process: mitochondrial electron transport, NADH to ubiquinone; ATP synthesis coupled electron transport. Gene Ontology annotation, cellular component: mitochondrial inner membrane. The record is from RefSeq and is a predicted model, not a curated record. NCBI's taxonomy places the organism in Eukaryota, Metazoa, Arthropoda, Insecta, Coleoptera, Coccinellidae. The transcript has a single exon. Bases 137 to 454 code for a protein of 105 amino acids.
GUUUAUGGACCUGACAUUUACGUAACCUAAUUUGAAGGUGUUUAUUGCAUCGAAUAAUUAAUUAAUUAAUAAUUCAAAGGUUUAUUCUUACUUAAUAUUUUCCAGUCAUUACGAAAACUGAAAUUUUCCUGAAAUAAUGAGUAAAGCUCGUAUCCAAAUAAGGGAAGUGUCCCCAUUGUUAAAGAAAGUUAGAGAAUUUCUUCUUGGAAGACCUCACACUUUAGCUCUCAGAUUUGAUCCUGAUGUAGCUACUCGUAAUCCUCCUCAACCCGACAUACCCGAUGGCCCUUCACAUCGUUUGGACAAUAAUUACUAUUGUACAAGAGAUGGUAGAUCACUAGUACAACCCCCUGAAGUAGUUGCAACUAAUACUGAUAUCAAAUUGCUAGAAAGUGGAAAAACAGGUGUUCAAGUAAGAAAUAGAUUGCCUGGAAAUGUUUGGCAGUGGGAUUAAUCUCAUACCAUUAUUCUGAGUUUUGUGAAAUCUAGUAAAUAAAUUAUGUAGUGAA